AGCCAGUGAAAGUGAACCCGUUCGAGAACGCAUUCAGGAUGCAAGGAUUUUCAGUGAUAAUACUUAUUAUAAUUUCUAUCGAUGACAUAAAAUCGUUAAGUGUGCGUCAAAGUGAACACAGGAAAAAUGAGGUUGAAAUUCAUGAUUUCAGUUGGCCUGCUUCCGCUGCUAAGAUGAAAAAAAUAAUACCCGAUACACAAAAGUUUAUUUUUCAUCGUGCUUAUGUAGGCAAUCUUCCCCAUUAUUUUACAGAUGAAUUCAAGAAAUGCAGCCAAAUCGAGUUUCAUUAUGGAUCAGUUCAUUCAAUUCAGAUGAAUCCUAAAUUAUACCUCUUCGGUCUAUAUAAAACGAUUACUGAUAAUGUGACAAUCGAACGGGGAAAGGACUAUCAACUAAAGAUCUUUCGAUGUAUAGAAAUAAAUCUGAAACAAAUUCCAAAAAAUAUUAAUCAGUUGAAAAAAUUGGAAGUUUUAGAUUUUUCAAACAACCUGUUAGAAACAGUUCAACUAGAGCAGUUUAUUGGUUUAGACAAUUUGGAAACGCUGAGUCUGUCUUCUAAUAAUUUAAAACACAUUUACAGUAAUGGUCCGUUGAGUCUGCCGUCGCUCAUCAACUUGUAUCUUGACAAAAAUCAACUUCAAUAUGUUGACGUAUGCGAAUGGGUCAUGCCUUAUCUUACCAACAUUGAUCUCAGGGCAAACAAUUUGACAUUUUUCACAGUUAAUCAUUUCCGCGAGCUAAAAGUGUUAGAAAUUUCUGGAAACCCACUAAGCUGUGGUUGGAAAGAUAGGUUAUUGAGAAAAAAUCCAAGCCAACACAAUCCAUAUUUUGCAAAUUUAUUUUGUGAAGAAAGAAGUGUGGGUAUGUUCGAAUUGGAUUGUCCAUCAUAUUUUCAUUUGCAGCAGCAGAUUUACACUAUUUACUACUGGUUAAAGCAAAUUGAAGGGAAAAUCAACAGCAGUCAACAGGAUUCUAAUUUAGGUGACAGAAUUGAAACAUUUGAAGAUCAGCUUAAAAAUCUCACCUCACUAGUCAUCGAGCAACAAAAUGUUUCGAAUGACAUUAUUGAGGCAAUGUAUCGAACAGACAUUGAGAGGGCCUCCAGGGGCAAUGUAUCGAACAGACAUUGAGAGGGCAGAGCCCAUGCCAUUUGCAAAUAUAAAAAUAUUAAUGUUAGACAUUUUUGAAUUAUGUUAAUCUUAGAAUAAAAAAAUAUUUGUAUCUAGCUUAAGUUCAUGGUAGAAUACACGGCAAUAAAAAGUAACAUCUACACAGAUCUUCUAGUUGACGUUGUGAAAAAUAUCACAUAAUCCACAGUUUCUUUAUUUGUGCAACAUAUAAUUAAAGUCCACCGAUGUAACAUUCAGCAAUGUUUAGCCCAUAGACCACUCAUGUGGUAAUAAC
Messenger RNA from Aedes albopictus (Asian tiger mosquito), 1404 nucleotides. Its product is annotated as leucine-rich repeat-containing protein 15-like. The coding region runs from base 39 to 1130 and encodes 363 amino acids. Gene Ontology annotation, molecular function: protein binding. Lineage: Eukaryota; Metazoa; Arthropoda; Insecta; Diptera; Culicidae. The transcript has 2 exons. The record is from RefSeq and is a predicted model, not a curated record. Gene Ontology annotation, cellular component: plasma membrane.